This is a messenger RNA of Linum tenue, 1479 nucleotides long. NCBI's taxonomy places the organism in Eukaryota, Viridiplantae, Streptophyta, Magnoliopsida, Malpighiales, Linaceae. The record is from the annotation of a GenBank genome assembly.
AUGCAAGCCGCCGCCGGCAACAGGCCUCACGCCGCCCUACUAGCGAGCCCCGGCAUGGGCCACCUCAUCCCGGUCCUCGAGCUCGGCAAGCGCCUCGUCACCCACCACGACAUCGCCGUCACCAUCUUCGUCGUCGCCACCGACGCCGCCACCACCAAGUCCCUCCUCAAAUCCUGCCCCACCGCCAACUUCUCCAUCGUCCCCCUCCCGGCCGUCGACGUCUCCCACCACGUCGACCCUUCCGACCACAUCGUCACCAAGCUCCUCGUCAUGAUGCGCCACUCCAUCCCCAGCCUCCGCUCCGCCAUCUCCGCGAUGGCGGACCCGCCCACCGCCCUCAUCGUCGACAUCUUCGGCACGUCGACCUUCCCCGUCGCCGACGAGCUCGGCAUGCUCAAGUACGCGUUCGACACCACCACCGCCUGGUUCCUCGCCACCACCGUCUACGGCUCCUCCGCCGAGGACGAGGUGGCAAGGCACGUCAACUCGAGGACCCCGCUCGUGGUCCCGGGUUGCAAACCGGUCCGGUUCGAGGACACGCUCGACGCCUACGAGGCGAUGGGGGACCGGGUUUUCGACGAGUUCCAGCGCGUCGGGGUCGAGCUCGCGACGGCCGACGGGAUCCUGGUCAACACGUGGGAAGAGAUGGAGGGGAAAACCCUGGAGGCUCUCAGGAACCGGAAGGCCCUGAAAGACGUGGUCAGGGCCCCGGUCUACCCGGUCGGACCACUGGUCCGACCAUCACCACCUCUGAAGACCAACGAGCCGAACGACGUCGUAGAGUGGCUGGACGGGCAGCCCGACCGGUCGGUCAUCUACGUGUCGUUCGGGAGCGGCGGGACCCUCCCGCGUGCCCAGCUGGCCGAGCUGGCGUGGGGGCUCGAGCUGAGCGGGCAGCGGUUCGUGUGGGUGGUCCGCCCUCCUCCCGUGGAGGACGGCGAUGUUUCGGCCGCUUUCUUCUCUCUUGAAGAAGAAAGUGGGUCCCAAGGACCCCACCGGUACCUUCCGGAGGGGUUUCUCUCCCGGACCCAUGACAGGGGGCUGGUGGUCCCCAUGUGGGCCCCGCAGGCGGAGAUCCUGGCCCACCCCGCGGUGGGCGGGUUCCUGUCGCACUGCGGGUGGAACUCGACGCUGGAGAGCCUGACGAACGGGGUGCCGAUGGUGGUGUGGCCGCUGUACGCGGAGCAGAAGCUGAACGCCGCCCUGCUGGCGGAGGAGCUCCAGGUGGCGGUGCGGCCGGGGUAUAACAACGGCGGCGUGGUGAAGAGGGAGGAAAUCGAGGAGAUGGUGAGGAGAGUGAUGGUGGCGAAGGAGGAAGAAGGGAAGGCGAUGAGGGAGAGGGUGAUGGAGCUGAAGGAAAGCGGGGAGAGGGCGUUGAGCCGGAAGUUGAAGGGUUCGUCGUACAGCGCGCUGGCGCAGGUGGCGAGGGAGCUUGAGCUGAACCACCAGCGGGUGGUGGCUAAAGCUCGAGGUGCUUAG